This is a messenger RNA of Pyrus x bretschneideri (Chinese white pear), 949 nucleotides long. RefSeq lists its product as uncharacterized. Gene Ontology annotation, cellular component: ribosome. Gene Ontology annotation, biological process: translation. The transcript is spliced from 3 exons. The record is from RefSeq and is a predicted model, not a curated record. Gene Ontology annotation, molecular function: small ribosomal subunit rRNA binding; structural constituent of ribosome. Lineage: Eukaryota; Viridiplantae; Streptophyta; Magnoliopsida; Rosales; Rosaceae. The coding region runs from base 178 to 630 and encodes 150 amino acids.
UAUACGUGGUAUACUUCCGUUCGUUCAUUUCUAAACUGAUAGACGGCCGAGAUUUAAAGCUCAAAAAUAAUGAUCUCCUCCACUUCUUCAGCCUCCAUCGCCGCCUUUCCUCCGUCUGGGAUCUGAUCUUCGCACUCCUCUAAAAUACACUCCAAGGUGAAAGAAAAGCCGGAAGAAAUGCCGCUGUACGAUUGUAUGCUGCUGCUGAAGCCCCAUGUGAGGAAGGAGUCUCUGAUGGACUUGGUUGCUCGAGUGAGCAAACACGUUUGCAGAAGAAAUGGAGUUAUUACUGACAUGAAGUCGUUCGGCACUGUUCAGCUAGGUUAUGGUAUUAAGAAGCUUGAUGGAAGGUACUAUCAGGGCCAACUAAUGCAAAUGACAAUGAUGACUACACCCAACAUCAACAAAGAGCUGCACUACUUGAACAAGGAAGAUCGGUUGCUGCGCUGGCUGUUGGUUAAACACCGAGAAACAAAGUAUGGACAGGAAUUUCUAAGUGAAGAGGAUUCGAAAAGUGAAUUCAAUAAGCUUCAGCGGAGCAGCAUAUAUAAUAUGGAAGAGUCUGAGACUGAGGAUGAUGAUGACGAUGACGAGGAAUAUGAUGUGGAACAAGAAGGAAAACGUACCUGAAGGGUAGUGGAAUACUGUUUCAGGCAUGAUCCUUAGCAUUUUGUUUAAGUUCCUUGAUUUACGUUUGCCAUAAGGUACGGCAUCAGUAAGUGUUAUGAACUAAGUUGGGUGAAUUAGCUUAUCGAUGAAUUAGAUGUAGCGAGCUUUUAGGUUUAAUACGGAUGAUGCACUCAAAUUCCGUUCUUCUCUUGGCCAGUGUACAAAACCAUUGAAGAUGAACUUAAUCAGCCGAUGUUAGGAUUAUUUCUCUAGACCGAAAACAUCUUGAAUAUCUUCUGAGCGUUAAAAGGAUCAAUGCAGUAGUUUAAAUUUCUUUGUU